Molecule: messenger RNA, 2337 nt
Organism: Ixodes scapularis (black-legged tick)
Lineage: Eukaryota; Metazoa; Arthropoda; Arachnida; Ixodida; Ixodidae
Exons: 1
Coding region: 701-2263 (520 amino acids)
Source: RefSeq, a predicted model, not a curated record
UACACUUGCCACUUAGUGCGGGUAGCGUGUUCUUGCCACUUGUGUGUGCACGCAAAGGCCGUGGCGUGUAACCUGCUUACCGAAGGACCAACCUCCAAAAACCACGUUUUAUAGGCGAGCGCGUAAAAGGGCCUUUGAAGAUCUGCAUGCUCUAACGGCCGAUGAAGUUUUCCAAGUGGGCCAGCUUGGCGACGGCUUGAUCCCGGUUGAAGAGCAGCAUGGCCGAAGAGAGCGGAGCCAUCUGCUUUCAACAUUCAACUCCGACCUCGAGAGCUUGGAGCCAGAUGAAGCCCAACGUGCUGACCUCCGGCCUCAGCAAAUUUCAGAGAGCUCAGGCUCCGAGCUCUCGAGCUCGGAGCCAGAUGAAUUCGACCGAGUUGACUUCCAGCCUGGGGACAAUCCGGAGAGCUCAGGCACAGAGUUUGAGAGCUCGGAGGCAAAUGAAUUCGACCGAGCUGACCUACAGCCUCAGAACAUUCCGGAGAGCUCGAUUCGAUAUGAAGAGAAGAGAAAUUGCGAGGAUGCGGACAUUCAUGAAUCGAUUGUAGGAAAACUCCGGAGCUGGGCUCUUGACACGGCUACGCCUCACCGCGCACUCACUGAGCUUCUGAAGAUUUUGCAAACUCAUUCCUGUUUUGCAUCAAUCCCCGGCAGUGCUAGAUCACUGCUUAAAACCCCCAGAAAGGCAUGUGUAGAGAAGAUGGGAGCCGGCAAAUACUGCCAUUUCGGUGUGAAGGAAGGACUUGACGAUACUUUGAAACGAGCACGUUUUGUGCCAGACGUCAUCAAGAUCAAUGUAAACAUUGACGGUCUUCCGCUCACAAAAAGCACCCGUGAUCAGUUCUGGCCUGUGCUAUGCCAUGUGACCAAUUGCGGGAAAUGUGACCCCUUUCCCAUUGGUGUUUACUAUGGCAAAUCAAAAGCCGUUUGUGCGGAGGAAUUUCUGCGGCCUGCUGUGUCCGACAUCAUUGAAGCACUGAGCGACGGAUUAAUCUUCAAGGGCAGGCAUUUGCGAAUCGAGCUUUCUGUGCUCAUCUGUGAUGCUCCCGCAAAGUCCUAUGUCCUCGGCAUCAAGGGCCACAAUGGUUACUUCAGUUGUACAAAAUGCCAAACAGAAGGUGACUUUCUCAAUGGUCGCGUGUGCUUUCUGCAGCUUGAUGCCACGUUGAGAACAAAUGCGAGUUUCCGAAGCCAUGCACAAGAGGAACAUCAUCUCCAAAGAACUGAACUGGAAAAGCUUCCUAUUGAUCUAGUGAAGAACGUUCCAUUGGACUAUAUGCACCUUUUCUGUUUAGGUGUGGUUUCUAAGCUCCUGAGAUUAUGGCUCAAGGGUGACAGCAGGUGUCGGUUAGGCACGGCUGCACGAGAUGCUAUAUCUUUAGCCAACCUUGAGAUUGAACGGUACAUCUGUUCUGAUUUUGGUCGAAAGCCCAGAAGUCUGCUCGAUUUAGACCGCUGGAAGGCGGUAGAAUUUCGGCUCUUUGUGUUAUACACAGGGCCCAUUGUUUUUUACUCGAGAGUUCCAGAGCCUUUCUUCUUCAACUUCAUGACUCUGCACGCUGCCAUCACAAUUCUCAGCAGCCCAAAACUUUGCCUUGAGUAUGUGGACUAUUCUGAACAACUGCUUGUACAUUUUGUCGAGACCUACAUUUCAUUGUAUGGAAAGGAUAAGGUGUCGCAUAACGUGCACAACCUUAUCCACAUUGCGAAUGAUGCACGCACUCAUGGACCCUUGGAUGGGUGGAGUGCAUUCCCUUUUGAGAACUUUAUGGGGACAUUGAAAGUCUUUCAAAGGACACCCGAGAGACCCUUGGAGCAACUCUACAACAGAAUCACUGAACGCAGAAGUAUGUUUGUGAAGACAAAGUUCAAGGAUAAAAAUCACUUUUUCCAUGAACAUGUCAAUGGCCCACUGUCUGUUGGAUGUAAAGGCCCUCAAUACAAGGCUGUUCAAAUCCCUCACAAAUUUACGUUGAGGACUCGCAUCAAUGACAACACCUGUAUGCUCAACGAUGGUGACAUCAUCAUGAUCCAGAACUUCACUUUUUGCUCCACGUCUGGCCAGGCACUGGUGAUCGGCAAGCGGUUCGAGAGCUCAAGUGACUUGUAUACCCACCCCUGUCCGUCGUCAAUGCUUGGUGUUGUGCUGGCGUGUAACCCUUCCGUCACCAAAUCGUGGCCACUUUCAGAUGUUGCCCAGAAAUGUGUCCGAAUGCCUUACAAGGGGAAAUUUGCUGUCUUUCCUUUACUUCAUUUGCAGUAAUGUCACCUCUUUCAACUUUGGUUGUAUAUUGAUCUGCAAUCUUCAUUUGUUGACAGAAUCUUUCUUUUUUAUUU